Fonsecaea nubica is the source of this 3150-nucleotide messenger RNA. RefSeq lists its product as hypothetical. The transcript has 4 exons. Gene Ontology annotation, cellular component: cytosol. Lineage: Eukaryota; Fungi; Ascomycota; Eurotiomycetes; Chaetothyriales; Herpotrichiellaceae. The coding region runs from base 1 to 3150 and encodes 1049 amino acids. Gene Ontology annotation, molecular function: flavin adenine dinucleotide binding; iron ion binding; aromatase activity. The record is from RefSeq and is a predicted model, not a curated record.
AUGUCGACUCCCAUCCCCGCGCCGCCCGGACUUCCCAUCCUAGGCAACGUCCUGGACAUUGACCCAAACCAUGCCAAUCAGAGUCUUCAGCACUUGGCCGACAAAUAUGGCCCCAUCUUCAAAUUGACCACCCUCGGCACCGAAAGAUAUGUCAUCAGCUCAAUCGAACUCCUCAAUGAGGUCUGCGAUGAGAAGCGCUUCUGCAAGGCUGUGUCUGGUGCACUGCAACAAGUACGGAAUGGAGUAGGAAAUGGUCUCUUUACUGCCUACCCUGGUGAACAUGACUGGGAGGUGGCUCACCGAGUUCUCGUGCCUGCAUUCGGUCCGAUCGUGCUGAUGUUUGUAGACGACGAGAUGUACGAUAUUGGCACCCAGUUGAUUGCAAAGUGGGCGCGUGGUGGGCCUGAGCAGAAGAUUGCAGCUACGGAUGAUUUUACUCGACUGACCUUGGACUCUAUUGCCCUAUGUGUCAUGGACAAGCGUUUCAAUUCCUUCUACUCAGAGAAGCUUCACCCCUUUGUGGACGCAAUGGUGGGUUUCUUGCUGGAGUCCGGGCGCCGGACUCAACGUACAAGAAUUGGGUCAUUACUCAACAGAUCAGUCGAACGUCAGUACUAUCAAGACAUCGACACUAUGAGGACCGUCGCCAAGGAGAUGGUCGAUCACCGCAGAGCAAACCCGGUCGAUAAGAAGGACUUGCUCAAUGCGAUGCUGUUCGGCAAGGACCCAAAAACGGGGGAGAGGAUGACAGAUGAUAGUAUCAUCAACAACAUCAUCACUUUCCUCAUUGCGGGACACGAAACGACCUCGGGGCUUCUUUCAUUUGCCUUCUACCAGCUUUGCAAGAACCCUGAAGCAAUGCGAAAAGCUCAAGAGGAAGUCGAUUCAGUGGUCGGCAAGGGUCCGGUGACGGUCCAGCACCUGACGAAAUUACCUUAUAUCGAGGCCGUCAUGAGAGAAACUCUCCGACUCAACCCUACAGCUCCUGCGUUUGCCCUCAAACCACUGGACACAGUGGCUGGGCCUGUGGUGCUUGCUGGGAAAUACACCAUUCCUCCGGGCUCCCCCAUCAUCGCCCUCCUUACAAAAGCCCACCGUGACCCGGUCGUCUAUGGCGCGGAUGCCGAGGAGUUCAAGCCAGAAAGAAUGUAUGGAGAGAACUUUACGAAGCUGCCACCCAACUCUUGGAAGCCAUUCGGAAACGGCGCUCGUGGAUGCAUUGGGCGCCCUUUUGCAUGGCAAGAAGCCAUCCUGGCUAUCGCUCUCAUUCUCCAAAACUUCAACAUCAGAUUGGAUGAUCCAUCAUAUCAGCUGCAAAUCAAGCAGACCUUGACCGUCAAGCCAGACAAUCUGUUCUUACGAGCCACUCUGCGUGAAGGUAUCGAUCCAGUGACAUUGGAGAGAAAACUGUAUGCAGGUAUCCAAACCGAAGACGCUCAUCACAAGGAACGCAGUGCGUUGGCCAAGAAAGUGGGUGGAGGGGGCAAGCCAAUGCUCAUACUUUACGGGUCUAACUCGGGCACCUGUGAAGGACUGGCACAGGGUCUUGCCAACAGCGCAGGAAAUCGAGGCUUUAAUGCUUCAGUAAAGCCUCUGGAUGCUGCUGUCGAGCACCUACCAAGCGACCAGCCCGUCAUAAUCAUCACCGCGAGCUACGAGGGCAAUCCUCCCGACAAUGCCGCGGGGUUCGUGGAAUGGCUCAAGACGGUGGAUGCUGAAAAGGUCAAGAACGUGCAGUUUGCUGUCUUCGGCUGCGGCCAUCACGACUGGGUCACCACUUUUCAGAAAAUCCCCAAACUGAUCGACUCCGAAUUGGCCGCUAAAGGAGCAAAACAAAUCGUGGAGCGUGGACAGUCUGAUGUCGCCGAGGGCAAAGUGUUUGACGACUUUGACGUCUGGCAAGAUGAGAAUCUCUGGCGUACUCUAUCUGCUGAUGGGGGUACUGACGAGACCUCGGAAGCUCUGAACAUGGAGAUCAGCACCAGCGCUCGUGCUUCACAUCUCCGGCAUAAUGUGCAGGAUGCGUUGGUUCUGGAGAAUGAGCUGUUGACCGAUCCCUCCAUUCCAGAGAAGCGACACACCGAGUUCCAGUUACCAACCAACAUGACGUAUGAAGCAGGAGACUAUCUUGCGCUGCUGCCAGUCAACAACAUGAAAACAAUCUCAAGGGUGCUCCGCCGGUUUGGGUUGCCAUGGGAUGCCAUCAUGACACUGGCCAAAGGUGCACAUACCACAAUUCCAACAGCAACACCCAUUGCAAUCACGGGGGUGUUGGCUGCAUACGUGGAACUGAGUAAUCCGGCCAGCCGUAAACACAUUGCAACUCUCAGCAAGUACACCAAAGAUGAAUCUGUCCGCAAAGAGGUCCUGGGCAUCACUGAGCCCUUGUCGGUCCUGGAAAUCCUGGAGAAAUACCCGAGCAUCGAGCUCCCCUUUGCUCUCUACCUCGCUAUGCUCCCACCUAUGCGCAUACGACAGUAUUCUAUCUCGUCCUCGCCACUGCAGGACCCGACCAAGGUCAGCAUCACAUACUCCGUGGUCGGUGCGGACACGAACCACAUGGGCGUCGCAACAAACUACCUCAAGCUCCUGCAGCCGGGCACACGAGCGCAGUUGAUGAUCAAGAAAUCACACGCGAGCUUCCAUCUACCGCUAGACCCCAAAACGCCCAUCAUCAUGGCCUGUGCAGGCACGGGUCUGGCGCCCUUCUUGGGGUUUGUCCAGGAACGUGCAGUCCGCAUCGCCGCCGUUGGCGGAAACCGCGACGCGUUUGGCGAGGCCCUCUUGUUCAUCGGUUGCCGCUACCAUGACAAAGACCGCCUGCACGCCAAACAGCUGGAUGAAUGGGCCGAGCAGGGCGCUGUCAAGCUGUUCUACGCAUUCAGCCGCGAACCCGAGCACUCGGAGGGAUGCAAAUACAUACAAGACCGACUCUGGCGUGAGCGGGAGACUCUCAGCAAACUGUUCGGCGAAGGCGCCAAAGCGUACAUUUGCGGCAAUGCCGCACUGGGCAAGGGCAUCGCAGACGUCGCUGCAAAGAUCGCCGUUGAGGGCGCCAAGAAGGCCGGAAAGGACCUGUCGCACGAAGACGGCCUGAAGUGGUGGAACAAGUUGAGGGGCGAGCGCUAUGCGGUCGAUGUCUUUGAUUGA